Molecule: messenger RNA, 1552 nt
Organism: Camelina sativa (false flax)
Lineage: Eukaryota; Viridiplantae; Streptophyta; Magnoliopsida; Brassicales; Brassicaceae
Source: RefSeq, a predicted model, not a curated record
GUGACACUUGCUGUUUCUUAUUUCCCUCCCCAGUACUCUCUCCUUCUUUCUAUAUAUAUAAAUAUACAGACACACACGUUAUACAUAUACACAACAACACAUCACAAACACAACACAAACACAUUUCUGAUUUCUCCAUUGUUCUCACUUCUCAAAACAUUAACCAAAAAAAAACAAAAAAAAAACUCAGAUUAAAUGGAAGUGAGUAGCGUAGACGAGAGUACUACGAGUACAGGCUCAAUCUGUGAAACCCCGGCGAUAUCUCCGGCGAAAAAGUCGUCGGUAGGUAAUAAUAAUUUAUACAGGAUGGGAAGCGGAUCAAGCGUGGUGUUAGAUUCAGAGAACGGCGUCGAAGCUGAGUCUAGGAAGCUUCCGUCGUCAAAGUACAAGGGAGUGGUGCCGCAACCAAACGGAAGAUGGGGAGCUCAGAUUUACGAGAAGCACCAGCGCGUGUGGCUCGGUACUUUCAACGAAGAAGACGAAGCCGCUCGUGCCUACGACGUGGCGGUCCACCGGUUCCGCGGCCGUGACGCCGUCACGAAUUUUAAAGACGUGACGUUGGACGAGGAAGAGGUCGAGUUCUUGAAUUCACAUUCGAAAUCUGAGAUCGUUGAUAUGUUGAGGAAACAUACUUACAACGAAGAGCUAGAGCAGAGCAAACGGCGCCGUAGCGGUAACGGAAACACGGUUAGGACGAUGCUAACGUCGGGGUUGAGCAAUGAUGGUGUUUCGACGACGGAGUUUAGAUCGGCGGAGCCACUGUUUGAGAAAGCGGUUACGCCAAGCGACGUCGGGAAGCUAAACCGUUUGGUUAUACCUAAACACCACGCCGAGAAACAUUUCCCGUUACCGUCAAGCAGCGUUUCCAUGAAAGGAGUGCUGUUGAACUUUGAGGAUGUUAACGGGAAAGUGUGGAGGUUUCGUUACUCGUAUUGGAACAGUAGUCAGAGUUAUGUCUUGACCAAAGGUUGGAGCAGGUUCGUUAAGGAGAAGAACCUACGUGCUGGUGAUGUGGUUAGUUUCAGUAGAUCUAACGGUCAGGAUCAACAGUUGUACAUUGGGUGGAAAUCGAGAUCCAGUUCGGAGUUAGAGGCGGGUCGGGUUUUGAGGUUGUUCGGAGUUAACAUUUCACCGGCGGGGAGUUCGAGAAACGACGUCGUAGGGAACAAGAGAGUGAACGAUACUGAGAUGUUAUCGUUGGUGUGUAGUAAGAAGCAACGCAUCUUUCACGCCUCGUAACAACUCUUCUUCCUUUUUUUUUUCUCUCUUUUCUUUUUUUUUUCUUAAUAAAAAAAAUUAGUUCAACUUUCGUAUAUUUUUUUUUUCUUAUUGCAUCGAUUUCUUCUUGUUUACCAAAGGUUCAUGAGUUUGUUGUAUUGAUGAACUGUAAAUUUUAUUUAUAGGAUUACAAAGAGUUACUUAUUAGAUGACUCAAGAGUUUUAUUAGCAUGAGAUGAUGAGAAUGUUUUCACCAAAUCUUUACCUUGUUUCUUUCAUUUUAUGUUGUAUGGGAACGAGUGUUGGUUUAUAAUAUAUAUGAAUGCAUUAGCUA